Messenger RNA from Aedes albopictus (Asian tiger mosquito), 1856 nucleotides. RefSeq names its product myrosinase 1. The transcript is spliced from 3 exons. NCBI's taxonomy places the organism in Eukaryota, Metazoa, Arthropoda, Insecta, Diptera, Culicidae. Gene Ontology annotation, biological process: carbohydrate metabolic process. Bases 93 to 1661 code for a protein of 522 amino acids. The record is from RefSeq and is a predicted model, not a curated record. Gene Ontology annotation, molecular function: beta-glucosidase activity.
AGAAACCUACGCUUCUUUGAUUAUCAUAAUAAAUACGCCUGAACGAACUGCAUCAGUCUCGUAUCAUAGCUGGCCGAUCGCAGUUCGCCACCAUGAAGCUUGUGCUAGCUUGUUAUUGGCUUUGUAGCACACUGACCCUACGACUAGCAAACGGUUCCAAUUUACCUAAGAUAAUCACCGCUGCUCCAUCCAACCAUUGGCCAAUUAGCGAUGGCAUCAUGUCCAAUAGAAUCGAAAAUCACAAUCCUGAGGAUAGACAGUUUCCAAAAACAUUCAAUUUCGGGGCAGCAACGGCCGCCUAUCAAAUCGAGGGUGCCUGGAAUGCGGAUGGUAAAGGACCCUCCGUAUGGGACACGCUGACUCACAACCAUCCAGAUGCCGUAGUCGAUCGAGCCACGGGCGAUAUCGCUUGCGAUUCUUACAAUCGCUACCAGGAAGAUAUAGCAGCUCUCAAGGAGGUCGGAUUCGGCUUCUAUCGGUUCUCAAUCUCCUGGUCGAGACUGUUACCGGAGGGGGAUCUCUCGUCACUGAACACCGCAGGACUAGACUAUUACAACAAACUGAUAGAUGGCCUUCUAACGGAAGGCAUUGAGCCCUUGGUCACCAUGGUUCAUUACGAUAUUCCUCAAUACAUUCAGGACUUGGGCGGUUUGACGUCGCCGUUGUUUGUGAAGUACUUCGAAAUCUAUGCCGACGUUUUGUUUCGACAUUUUGGCGACCGGGUGAAGGUUUGGAUUACACACAACGAACCGUACGAUUUCUGCGUAGAAGGCUACGGCUCAGGAAUAGACGGUCCGAUGGUUCAUGCCUCAGGCGUUGGAGAGUAUCUUUGCGCACACCACGUUCUUCUUAGCCACGCCGCCGCGUAUCACCUUUACCAGAAACGCUACUUCGAUCACCAAUAUGGAAUUCUUGGAAUUACUCUCAGUGGUAGAUACUUUUAUCCGGCUAACAACGAAACUAAAGCAGAAGUUGUCGAUCGCGCACUUCAGUUCCAAAUCGGGUGGUUUGCGCAUCCAUUAUUCAGUGAAGCUGGUGGCUACCCUCCCGUGAUGAUCGAAGCAAUCCAAGAUCACAGUAUGCGUGAAGGACGAUCUAUGUCCCGGUUGCCCGAAUUUUCCGAAGAAAUGAAAGAAUACGUACGCGGUACGGCCAAUUUUUUCGCAUACAAUUACUACAGUAGUCGGUUGGUUGCAUUGAACACAAAGGAAUACGACGUUAAACCUCCUCCAUCGGUGGACAAGGAUGCCGGAUUGGUGUACAGCGUUGAUCCCUCGUGGAAACGGGCCAAAUCAAGCUGGUUGUAUGUAGUACCGGAAGGAUUGCGUGGAAUGCUAAACUGGAUAAAGCAGGAGUAUAACAAUCCGCCCGUGUUCAUCACCGAAAAUGGUUAUUCGGACGAUGGACAACUGGAAGAUCAUGAAAGAGUGGAGUACUACAAAAGUCACCUCAAUGCAAUCCUGGAUGCAUUGUUAGAAGACGAGUGCAAAGUAGUUGGAUUCACCGCAUGGAGCAUCAUAGACAACUUCGAAUGGCUGCGAGGAUAUAGCGAAAAAUUCGGCUUGUAUCACGUCAACUUCUCCAGCCCUGGCCGAGAACGGACACCGAAACUUUCUUCCAAGUUACUGCAAGCCGUUAUAAAGACAAGAAAAAUUCCUUAGAAAAUGUAUUGUUUUAACAAAUGGAAUACAUAUUUGCUCCACAAGCACGUACCUACGUGUAACAGGUUGAAACAGGUUAAAAACUUUCAAAAACUAACAUUUGAAGUAAAAAUGAAAUAAAAUCAGUGAUAACAAUCCGCUUAAACAUAAUCAAAAAUUUUCCAAAAGUAAAAGUUCUUUCAAAAUUGCAGUAAA